AUGCCUGUUUUACAGUUUGGAACAACCUUGGACAUCUCCAAAAAACUAAAAGUAAGAAUUCUUAAUCUUGUUAACUCACAAUGGAAAAUAUUUUAAUCAAGCUUUCAGUGUCAUUUGUGAUUGUUGGUUCUCAGUAAAGUUUCCGACACUGACAAGAUAGCGAAAACUGAGAGACAGCUUAAUACCGACUUGGAAAAACUCAAAUUACAACUUGAAAUAUAGUGAGGGAAAAAUUUAUGAAAGAAAGGAACAACUUACACAUAGAGGAACUGAACAUACUUUUUUCGUUUCAUCCUAGAACGCUCAGAAAGCUCCUCGUGUAUUGAUUAUUGGUGGCGGAGUUGUUGGAAUGACCAGUGCUUUACAGUUGUUGAAUAAAGGGUAAGUUUGUCACUGACUUAUUUUUCUAUAUAUGAAAAAAAGUUUGGAAAGAAGCGAAAAAAAAUCGAGAGAAACAUAAAGGUUUUGACGUCUUAGAUCAUUUGUUGGUGCCCAGUCUCAUUUGUCCCUCAAAUAUCACCCUUGUUUUAGGUACAAAGUGACAGUCUUAGCGAAGGAGUACGCCUCCCCAGUCUCCUCCGGUAAACGUAUCACUUCUGAGAUCGCUGGCGCUCUGUGGGAGUGGCCUCCAGCGGUCUGUGGGCGACACACAAACGAAAAGUCACUGGAGAGAGCCAAGGUUUGGUGCAUGGAUGGCUAUGCCAAGUUCAUGGAGUUGGCUAUGAACUCAAAGGAAACUGGAGCUUUCCUCAGACAAUCUAUCUUCUACUUUAAAGACAAGGUAAUUCUUCAUUUGCAGAACAUUUUAUCGGGGUAAUCGUUUUGUCUUGUGUCCUGUAAGUCAUCUGUAGUAUUGAAUUUAUCUCUCAAAUGUCAAAAAAGUUUUCAAUUUAACACCAAACUCUUGCUCUUUCUUUCUUCAGGUGAACAAUCUUCCUCAACAGUUGGAAAAGAUGAACGAACUGAAUCAUUUGCCAGGAUUCCGUCAUGACGCCAAACUCAUCGAAGAAACUGGUAAGUUUGAUCAUAGUAAAAAAGAAAAAAAAAGGGGCUUUCCCCUUUUCAAUAUUUUGCUGAACAAUGAAUAAUCUUCGCUGAAAAGCGUCCACACUGAGAAAAAGGAUUCCGUUUGAACGCUUCGCUAACUACGAAGCUCUCCAAUUGACAGCUAAAUAAAUAAGGAAUAUUGCUAAUUUCUUCUCCUUCAGGUGUGAACACAGACACUGGUGUUGUGGACGCAUAUCAACAUAUGGCUCCCAUGGUUGACACAGUCACCUACAUGCAGUGGCUUUAUAAACAGUGUCGUGACAAAGGCUGUCGCUUUGUACACGAUGAGAUUCACGGAUUGUUGAGAGAUCAGGCAGAAGACUUGAAAAAGAAAUACAAAGCUCAGCUGAUAUUCAACUGCUCUGGACUUAGCGCCAAAGAACUGGCAGGAGAUGAAGAUGUCUAUCCCCUAAGAGGUAAAUAACUUGUGUAUGUCCUACUAAAUCAUAUAUGUUGGGCAUCCUAUGUGGGCCGAUUGUAACAGACAAGAAUUGAGUUGGCCUUGAUUACCGAUCUCUCUUUCCAUUUUGCAUUCCAGGAGUGAUUCUUAAAGUGAGAAACGACGGAAGUUUGAUGCCAAAACUCAAUCACUCCAUGUGCAUCUCUAUAAUCAAGGAGUUCGACGAGUCAGAUAAAGAAGGACAAAGCUUCGUGUUCAUUCUACCGAGAGGUGACGACAAAUUGUGGCUGGGUGGAAUGGUACAACCUCAUCAGUGGGACAGAGAUCUGACGCUCGAUUAUCCACCAAUCAGAAAGAUGUUUGAGAAAGUAAAGGAGUUCUAUCCACCUCUUCGUAACUAUGGAGACGAUGAUGUAGAAGAAGUUUUGGUAGGCCUGCGUCCUGCUCGCCAUGGUAACGUUCGUCUGGAGUGGGAUCCUGUGUGUCCUUCUCUUCUGCACAACUAUGGACAUGGGGGCUCGGGUGUGACUUUCUCAUGGGGCUGUGCUAUUGAAGCCAGUGCUAUGGUGGAUCGUGUUUUUAAAAGACCACAGAUUUACCUGUCAAAGCUUUAACCUUUUUUCACCUUUUCCUGUUUUCGUAAUUUAUGAGCUCAUUUUGAACUCCUUGUAGGAGACAGGUCUUGAAUCAGCUGUGUGAUCGAAGGCUAUUGAAUGAAUUGAGAAUGUUACUUGUGCAUUGAACAUUUUAUUUAUCAAAAAAAAAAAACAAAAGUUAUAUUAUUAUUUAAACGAAAUUUGUAUAAUACUGUAUGAAAUAGUGUGCGAAGCGAAUAUUGAAUAAAGAUUAUUUUUUGUAAAUUAUUUAUUUCUUUAUUUUGCCGCAUGGCCGGAGCAGACCCCAAUGAGUUCCAUUAAGACUCGAACUGUCGGAAUUGAUCAACAUGUAACUCCUGAGCACAAUUUUAAAUAUAAGUUAGCAUGCAGAUUAUGGGAAUAUUUAAAUUUUAGAUAUAUUUAUCGAUAAACAGUGGAUCGCGUGGAGGGCCUUGAUUGGCUUCUGAUACUCCGACGAUCCGCACGGAAUUUGCACCUGAAAAUAUUUCAAUCGUUGCAGGAAUAAAUGAGUUGAAAUCAUCUUUUGGUGUCCUAUUAUUUCACUAUCUAAGUGUUCACGAAAACAGCUAAGAAGCGGUGGAUAUACAUCACCGCUUUGCGCCUCAGUUAAUGUAUCCCCAACAAGUCACCUGCCCUUCGGUGAACAGUAGUUAGUUAGGUAUAUCAAGUGGAGGGUUUGGUCAUGAUGAAACAUCAAAUUCUGAAUUAUUUAAAAGAAUAAUGUAACGAUCAAAAUGGGGACCUAUUAUCACUUUGUCGGGCAUUGUAGAGCACUUUGUGGACUUAAAUGGAGAGUUUGGCGGGCUGAAAUGUACUUCCUCUCACAAACUUCUAAGCAAACGCAGUGGAAGAACGUGACUGACAUACACAGCACAUAGGUCACGGAUUGCAAGUUACGUAAUCAAGUAUUACUUAUAGUGUCAGAAACGAGUUCUUUUGCUUAAAAUUUUUAUUUUUCAUUCCACUUUAUACAGCCUUAGACCCUUUAAAAGAAGGAAAAUACCGAACAAGAUCACAUCGAGAGUGCAAACUAUUCAAAGCUUUUAAGUUGAAGUUGGUGACUUGAGCCAAAAACAGAACAAAUUGAUUCGUGAUUGAGUGAUAAAUUUCCGGCUGAUUGACGGCAAAACGUGUCCAUAGAUUUUUCCUCCGGCAAUCUAUCGUUCGCAAAAAAGGUACACGUUGCGUGUACCUUUUUUUUUUACCUACCUUAAUAAAAGAAAAUUAACAGUUCGGAUAUACAAGGAAACUUCAUUCACUCUUUAUUGUUGUCCUUUCAAAAAAUCUUAAAUUAUUUUGACAUCUUUACCAUUGCCACCGAGUGACGUGAGUGUUAUCACAACUAAAACAUUAAAGCAUUUUCACGCCCGAACACGGAGCCACUUACAAUAUAACAAUUAUCCGCUUUUGAGUCUAUAGGUUUGCGACUUUGUUUAUAAUAUAUCAAAACACUCACGAAUGAAAAGCCGUGUAAAAUUGGACAGAAUAUUACGCGUUAAAGAACUAAACAAUAUCCAACAAUUUUGAUUCCUUGGAGAACAACAGCAAUGACUACAAAAAAAUGAUGACUUAAGAGAUUUGUUGGCACGAGAAGAAAAAGUGAAGCAGUAAAUGAAGAAUAAAAUGAAGCAAAAAAAUUCAGUCUAAAUAGUGAUGAAAACCCUAAAUUGGUAGCACUGUAUGCCCCAUAAAAAUUUUAAACCAGGUCUUUAGAUUUAAAAUAACGUUUGUGUGGUGCUUAAUUUGAUUAUAAAUUUUUUCAUUUUUAAUUCUUCAAGUCAGGAACGCGUUUUUUUGCUAACCCAACAGUGUAAAAAGUACAAGAGAUUUUGGUUUUGCCUUAUACGAUCGGCUAGGCUGUACGCAAGCUGGCAAUUGAUUUUUUUGCUCCACUGUUGGCAUCUAAUCAAUCCACUAACAACAGAUUUUCGAGAAGCAUACUUAAUUAAUCAAAUCAAACUGGGCCCACGCACCUACAUUUUAUCACUUGCGUGUUCAUGUAUCAGUAACUUCUAUCUGAUUAGUGAUGAGAAUUCGGAAAUGCACAUGGUGGAGGCGGUUUUUUUACGUUUUCUUCCAGUAAAAUGCUAGUUUUCUUUUUCUUUUUAUUUUCGAGCGUUACACACGAAAAUGAACUCAUGACCUGUAACAGUUUACCAACUUAUGUAUUUUUGUCUAGUCUCCACAGAAGAACAGCAAACUCCUUUUGACGCUAUAAAGCAAACCUAGUGAUCGUUCGCUCUGAGUCGAGUAUACCUGAUAUGUCAAUUUAAGGUCGUUUGACUCACCGCCUCUUGUUGGGUGGGUUUACUUCCGAUGAUUUAAAUUAGCAGUUUGACGACACGUUUUCUAUUGAUCGAUAUGGGCCAGAUUCAUUGAGGCAAAACGAGCUGUAUCUAACGAUUUGAUUGCGAGCCAUCUUAGAUCAAAUUUACCUCAAACUUGAUAGGCAUUUUCAUUACGCCCCUCAAAAUCUUUUCCCAACACAGGAAUACUAAAAACUCAUUGUCCGGAAAGUUGUCGCAGCCGGACAGCCUUUGCUCCAGGUUAUCACGCAACGUUCGUGCUAUGUGCCCAGUGUCAUGCGUAAUGCAUAAAUACGUGACCGGUGUAUUGUGUGACAAGAAGUCUGUUGCUACGGGCGAUCGAGUAGCGUCUUCGGUGAGUCAACGGGGAAAUGACGGGUCUGUCAGUAAGUCACGUUCUCAAAUUAACGUUUUCUGAGAAUUUUUGAGUGAAAAUGACAUAUCGAGAGAAUAUACAUAGAUGAUAAUUUCGUCCCCAAUCCAGAGAGACUUAGUCGUCAAUGUGUCGGUAGUCCCUAAGGCUUCUUUGCGAAAAAGUCACGUACUGCUUAACAGAUACGUGCGGCUUUAAAGAUUUUAGCUGUCAAACAGUCCCCUCUCUCCCCUUCCUCCUCCCCCCCCCCCCAAAAAAAAACAACAACAACAGCAGCUUUAUAUAUGACUUGAAUCAAAAUACCUCCGAUAGAACUAAACCCCUCUCCCACAAGAAACAGCGUACAUGUACUUGUUGACCCUUUUUUUCAAUUUUUUUUUAAUGUGUGUACAGUAAACGUGACCUUUGGCUAUUGUAUGAGUUUGUCUGCGUCGGUACAUGUUGCCUAGUCAUGGUAGAUUCCUCAGGAAUAUUGACGUCACGCGGAAUUUUUUAAUUCACGCGAAUUUUUCGAUGCGAAUUUUUCAAGGGCUAGCGUGUUUUUCUAUUAAAAAAAAAGUUUAGAAAGAAGCGAAGAAAAAUAAGGAGAAACAUAAAGGUUUAGACGUUAUUAGAUCAUUUGUUGGCGCCCAGUCUUAUUUUUUUCAUAAAUAUCACCCUCGUUUUAGGUACAAAGUGACAGUUUUAGCAAAGGAGUACGCCUCCCUAGUCUCCUCCGGUAAACGUAUCACUUCUGAGAUCGCUUGCGUUCUGUGGGAGUGGCCUCCAGCGGUCUGUGGGCGACACACAAACAAAAAGUCACUGGAGAGAGCCAAGGUUUGGUGCAUGAAUGGCUAUGCCAAGUUCAUGGAGUUCGCUAUGAACUCAACGAUGAUGUAGAGGAGGUGUUGGUAGGCCUGCGUCCUGCUCGCCAUGGUAACGUUCGUCUGGAGUGGGAUCCUGUGUGUCCUUGUCUUCUGCACAACUAUGGUGGCUCGGAUGUGACUUUUUCAUGGGGCUGCGCUAUUGAAGCCAGUGCUAUGGUACAUCGUGUUUUUAAAAGGCCACAGAUUUAUCUUUCAAAGCUUUAAUCUUUUUUCACUUUUUCCUGUUUUCUUAAUUUAUGAGCUCAUUUUGAACUCCUUGUAGGAGACAGGUCUUGAAUCAGCUGUGUGAUCGGAGGCUAUUGAAUGAAUCGAGAAUGUUACUUGUGCAUUGUAUAUUUUAUUUAUCAAAGAAAGACAAAAGUUAUAUUAUUAUUUAAAUGAAAUUUGUAUUAUACUGUAUGAAAUAGUGUGCGAAGCGAAUAUUGGAUAAAGGUUAUUUUUGGUAAAUUAUUUAUUUCUUUAUUUUGCCGCAUGGCCGGAGCAGACCCCAAAGAGUUCCAUUACGACUCGAACUGUCAGAAUUGAUCAACAUGUAACUCCUGUUCACAAUUUCAAACAUAACUUAGCAUGCAGAUUAUGGGAAUAUUUAAAUUUUAGAUAUACUUAAACAGUGGAUAGCGUAGAGGGCUUUGAUUGGCUUCUGAUCAUGCUCCGACGAUCCUUUGCUAUUCACCUUACGAGCAACUCGCACGGAACAAAGUUUUCGCCUGAAAAUAUUUCAAUCGUUGCAGGAAUAAAUGAGUUGAAAUCAUCUUUUAAUGUCCUAUUAUUUCACUAUCUAAGUGUUCACGAAAACAGCUAAGAAGCGGUGGAUAUCCAUCACCGCUUUGCCCCUCGGUUAAUGUAUCCCCAACAAGUCACCUUCCCUUCGGUGAACAGUAGUUAGUUAGGUAUAUCAAGUGGAGGGUUUGGUCAUGAUGAAACAUCAAAUUCUGAAUUAUUUAAAAGAAUUAUGAAACGAUCAAAAUGGGGACUUAUUAGCACUUUGUCGGGCAUUGUAGAGCACUUUGUGGACUUAAAUGGAGUUUUUGGCGGGCUGAAAUGUAUUUGAUGCCGCUUGCACGCUCGUGUGAUUGUUCAGAUCGUUUUGUUGUCAUUUUUUUAAAUGUUUAUUUUAUCAAUGCCCUACAAAGUACUAAAAUGACUCUGAUUCGGGCCCAAAAUAUAUUUAUGCCCGCGAACAUAAACUCUAUUAAAAUGUUUUGUUUCUUAAGUUAAUUAUAUUGACGUAAUUAACUUACACACAUCUGUGACUUUACAAUAAAAACUGGAAAAAUUCACUGGUUUUUGUUCACUUUCUAGCAACUUCCGAAAGAACACACUAAAUCAUUUUGGAACAAAUUUAUACACCAGCAUUAAACUGACUUCUGUUCAUAACCCGCACCAACUCUUGUUUCAUCUUCGUUGGCAUACAAUGUUAAAAGAAAAAUAUUUCGUAAUAUUAAAUUUUUCCGCUUAUGUGCUUUUAUUAAUGGAACUUGCACUUACGAAGAUCACGUUCAAACUGUAAUGUUUUCAUUCAAACACGUAACAGGAAAAUGACUAAGAAGAAUUUUUCCGUAGGAGCACGUCACAUACCGAAAAUGAUGAGAUACGACGAAAUUGAUUGGUCAAAAGGACGAAAAAAUAUGAAAUAAAAUACAUCAUGAUGGGCAAUACAUCCCAUGGUAUCCACAAAAUAUUUUUCCUGACCGCCUUCGAAUGAGUUAAAUGAGCGAUCUGUUUGAUUCAGUUCGAACAGAAGUCGUGUUCCUGCUCAUAUGAUUGGAAUUUUUUCCGAGAUUUCCUAGAAACAACGGCUGACAAUCUUUGAGAGGUGGAGCUCAAUAUAACCACCCUGGAUAAAACGGAAAUACUUAUUUAUAAGUAUUUUAAAAUUUUACGACGUUUUGUUUUAAUGUGAGCCAAGAAAAUUUAAUCACUUGGUCUUGUCUGGCUUUGGGUCAUUCCUCUGUGCGUGAUCAUGAUGGUUCAAAAAAUUUAUUUUGACAAGAGCCAGUUUCUGAUUUAUCAUGCUAUAUCACCCUUUCUGACGCCCGAAAUCAAGAGGAAAGAAAUUUUCACCUCUUCCGCCUCUUUUCCUUGUUCUCUUUCAUUGUCAAAAUUUACCAUUGCGAAAACAGGAAAAUUGCGCUAAAUGCAACAUUUUGAAGCUAAGGAAGUUGAAAGCCAUACAACAACCUUGAAAACUUGUCCUUGAUCCCUUUGGAAAUAAAGAGUAUAUUGGGGCCCACGUUUUGAGGAUUGUACCUUAGCGUAAGACGGACCUGAGGGAAAAUGUAUAAACAUUAAAACUUUCUGCAAAGCUACCAAACCAAAUCGAAACAUUUUUGGCUAUUCAGUCCUCGGUUAGCCUAAUCGUGCUUUGAACAACGCAGCCCAGUUUGGAACCUGCGUCAACUCAAAAAAUGUCGAGGAGGUGAAGUGAUACCAGCGGUCAUCUUUGAUACUGCGCCAAAUAAUUAAAAAUACACUACUGAACGUGUCUGAGAUCUGCAUGACAUGAAACACGGGGAGUGAGUUUAUAAUGUUCAACUCCGUAGUUUUACCAGAAUAUUCCCCUGUCGUAUUAGGUUUAGGCACUCAUGGAGCUUUUUGAAUGGUGUGUGCCUAAUACCAUAACACAUUUUCUUUAGAAUGGCUGACAAGUUUUUUUUCACGCUGAAAGCAAAAUUGAGGUGAAUCGUUUGGCCGCUCUAAGUAAUUGAGAGAGGUGAGAACAGCCUGAAAACACAGAAAAAAUUCGAAUUAUAAAAUGCUUACCGAAGAGAUAUAACUGUGAGUAUUAGGUUGAAUGAGCCAAUUUAGACAUAUUCCGCGAAAACAUUGCUUUCAAUCCACUCGGCCUUGAAAUCUCUGUCAUUAAAUCUUAUUCAAGGAUGAUUUGAUUUUCUUUUCGACGAAAAUACCGAUAAUCACAAAAUUGCUCAGUUAGUAUUUUCUCAAAUUCAAUAAAUUUUAUAAUUUGUUUUGUAUCACUGACGUGCAGCUCCAACUUCACUUCAGGAUCGGAAGGGGGCAACAGUUGAAGAGAGUCGGACUCAAUUGACAUGCAGCUGUUUUCUUGAAAACUAAUUUUUUAGAUUUCUACUCUUACCGUAAGAAUCUUUUAUUGUAUCUUUAGUAACGUUUAUUUUUAGUUACCUUUGUACUUUACCGUGCAUUGAUUUAAAAAUGAUAUAGCUCGACCUGGUGAACCGUUAAUCAAACAGUCAGUUCUUAGAUCUCAGCCAGACACGUAAACGGAAAAUUGUGGUACGAUAGGUCACGCUUGGUUAAACAGGAGAGCAAAACGGUGAAUAGUCAUUCCUUGUUUUGAUUUUUCUGGGUAAGUUUAAAAAAGCAUAAUUUUCUCACUUUGAUGUUGACAAGUGAUCAAAAUAAAUGAUUGCAAAGCUGUAUCUUUUAAAGACAUGCUUGACUGAAGCUGCCGCUCGAGAAAUCAAAGCUGAUACGUUACGGUUGAUCUUAUCCAUGCUUUAUCGCACGCAAGAACGUGACUUGACAUUGAUAUUGAAAUUAAAAGAAGAAAAAAACCCUUUCGAUAGGUAAGGAUCCUUGGCAUCUAGGAAUCUUAAGGCACUGCAUGCAUGGCUAUAUACAAAGCAUGUAGAUCUGCACGUGUUUUUUCGACCCUAGAAAUAUAAAUGCGAAUUCAGAGCAUGUUCGGGUUCAUCUGUUUAUUGCUAUUGGUUAUGAACAAGUCAAUAAGUACUCGACGCUGAAGAAUAUUGGAGUGGAGGGCUUUUAAACAACUAUUGAGAAUGCCGAUACAGUUUCCACAGUCAAAAACCUCAGGUUCUCGAUCCACUAAGGUAAAACUGGCUUUUGCCAUUUCAGAAAUUUCUGUACUCGUCUUAAUUCUUAGGUUAUAAAGUGAGUGUCACACUUUUUCGUCAGCUUGAGCGUUGUGCACAUAAAAACUUGUACUCCUAUUACCUUCAUGACGUACAACACAUAAACGGAAAAUGAAAAUUUAUUUUUAAAAAUCAAACAAUUUUAUCUAUACAGAAAAAUGAAACAAAACGAGUUCUCCUGGAAACAUUUCUCCUUUUAAUCGCUAUAAUUUACGUCUCUCUGUUAACAAGUAUCAAAUUAUUCAAAGGAUAGAUGAAAACGUCAUUUUAUUUUCAUCAAUACCCAUCUUAAUAUUUCCGUCUCUUCUGCGGAAUUGAUUUUCCAUCUAGCAUUUUUCCUGUGUAAAUUUUGCUUUAACUAAAGUCCUGUCUUGUACAGAGGUCUUCGCGCGCUCCACGCGUGUUGGUGAUUGGGGGCGGAGUCGUAAGCAUGACGUCAGCAUUACAGCUUCUGCAGAAAGGUUGCAAGGUAACAGUUUUAGCCAAAGAGUUCGCCUCCCCAGUCUCCUCUGGUAAACGCAUCACUUCUGAGAUCGCUGGCGCUUUAUGGGAGUGGCCUCCAGCGGUCUGUGGGCGACAUACAAAUGAAGAGUCACUGGGGAGAGCCAAGGUUUGGUGCAUGGACAGCUAUGCCAAAUUCAUGGAGUUGGCUAUGAACUCAAAGGAAACUGGAGCUUUCCUCAGACAAUCUAUCUUCUACUUUAAGGACAAGGUAAAUGCCCAGCCUGUUAGUUGCAUUGCUUGCGUGUAAACUUGUAAACGAGCCAUUUGGAAGUGAGGAGGCCUGAUGAAGACUUUUCUUGCAUGAGCUUGAAUGGGAAUUUGGUGCCCGCUUACCUAAGGGAGGAGUGGAGAGGGGAAGGGGGGAGAGGGAGGGGGUACCGAGUCCGAUAAAUUUUAAGAUAGACUGAACUUUAAUUUCUAAUGGGCCUCUGAUCUCUUUUUUUUCUCUAAAAAUCGAAUGUUAAAGAUCUUCCUCAACAGUUGGAAAAGAUGAAUGAACUGAAUCAUUUGCCAGGAUUCCGUCAUGACGCCAAACUCAUCGAAGAAACUGGUACAGUUGCAACCUUUUUACAAUAAACUUAAGAAUUUUAACAGUAGAAUGUGAAUAGAAUGUGCUCGCGAGUUCUCUUCACCUUCGGCUCAUUCCUAUCUCUUUGGUAUUUGCCUUCCCCGUCACAUAACAAAUUAACCACAAUUUGAUUGAUACAUAAUUGUUGAUUCCAAUCGCCGGUAGCUUCUAGUGACCCAAAACUGAGCGACUCAACCAUCUCCGUCCUAAGGCCAAAGAUUAUUUCCUGUCUUAGAGCGCUAUUAAAGACUAAAAAAAAUGCGGAAGUUCUCUUUAAUUCCCCUUCCAUUAUUGAAAGGUGUAAUGUGUCUUAAACGUUUGUGUGACUUACCAAAUGACCUGCUAUUGAUAACGUUUUCUUUCCAUUUAGCUGUAAACACAGACACUGGUGUUGUGGACGCAUAUCAACAUAUGGCUCCCAUGGUUGACACAGUCACCUACAUGCAGUGGCUUUACAAACAGUGUCGUGACAAAGGCUGUCGCUUUGUACACGAUGAGAUUCACGGAUUGUUGAGAGAUCAGGCAGAAGACUUGAAAAAGAAAUACAAAGCUCAGCUGAUCUUCAACUGCUCUGGACUUAACGCCAAAGAACUGGCAGGAGAUGAAGAUGUCUAUCCUCUGAGAGGUAAAUAAAACUCGUGAAACGUGCAGUCUGAGAUCAGUUCAGUUGUCAUAUGUUUAACAGAAUUACGUCUCUUCCUUGAUUGUGAAAAGAAAGGUGUUGAAUCCGUAUCCUUGUCCUUCAAAAUCUCUCUCAUUGCAGGGGUGAUUCUUAAAGUGAGGAACGACGGAAGUUUAAUGCCCAAACUCAAUCACUCCAUGUGCAUAUCUAUAAUCAAGGAGUUCGAUGAGUCAGAUAAAGAAGGACAAAGCUUCGUGUUCAUUUUGCCUCGAGGUGACGACAAACUAUGGCUGGGUGGAAUGGUACAACCUCACCAGUGGGACAGAGAUCUAACGCUCGAUUAUCCACUAAUCAGAAAGAUGUUUGAGAAAGUAAAGGAGUUCUAUCCACCCCUUCGUAACUACGGAGACGAUGAUGUAGAGGAAGUUUUGGCAGGCCUGCGUCCUGCUCGCCAUGGCAACGUUCGUCUGGAGUGGGAUCCUGUGUGUCCUUCUCUUCUGCACAACUAUGGACAUGGGGGCUCGGGUGUGACUUUCUCAUGGGGCUGUGUUAUUGAAGCCAGUGUUAUGGUGGAUCGUGUUCUUAAAAGGCCACAGAUUUUGUAUUCAAAACUUUGA
Pocillopora meandrina is the source of this 11777-nucleotide messenger RNA. The record is from the annotation of a GenBank genome assembly. Lineage: Eukaryota; Metazoa; Cnidaria; Anthozoa; Scleractinia; Pocilloporidae.